UUGCGUUGCUUUCAUUAAGUUGGUUUGAUCAAGAUCGAUACCGCAAACCAUUGUAGUAUAUUGCUUGGGAUUUACAGCGUGCGUAAGUUAAGACAGCCCACUGGCCAUGAUCACUCAAAGACACAUGCUUACAAAUUCCGCCAAAAUAUCUUCAAGUUUGUAUGUUAAGCAUUGUCUUUGAGGAAUUUACGCUAGCUGGGUGGCACGACCAUGGUACUUCAGAGGUUAUCUCUGGUACCAAACCUCUGUUUCUAUUGGUUGCCUCGUGGGCCUACUUGUGGAGUUUUGUUUGCCUCCUUGUAUCGAUCAGGCUCAAGCCAAUUGCGGGAAAUCCAACUGCAUUACCUGCAGUUGUCUCAUGGACAUUGAACGGGUUGUUCUUAGUGAUUCUUUUGUGGCCAUUUGCACCCGUAUUCUGGUCAUUCUAUAUGGUUUCAGUCGAACAUGUCUAUAUACUAAAGAUUCUGGAACCAAUCACCAAGGCCCUUCUGCAAUCGGCGCACACUUAUUCCAAACGGACUUACACUCCCGCAAAGAUCAUAGUUUUAUUGCUUCCCGCAGAAAAAGCUCUUGCUCGUAUUGCGAUAGUUUCAAUUCAUGUUCGAAGAGGACUCACCUGUUACCUCGUCUCCUGCGUAUUGUUAUGUUUGGCCUAUCCACCGUUUCUCUUCUUCACGCUCAAGACCAUGAUCUUACCCUCUCAUUUGGAGAAGUCAUUGAAGCUUCAAAGGAAUGCAGUGCCAGUAUUCCAAAUCUCCAUCCUAACAUUCCUUGUUUCAGCCUGUAAUAUUCCUCUCUUAUAUUGGAUGUUGAAUUUUCCGGGAGACUCCUUUGUGACAGACUCAACGUGGUGGGUAGGCAUGGAACUUGGUCUAACCAUCCCUUAUACAAUUGUAGCAAACAUAAAUUUAUGGGUGUCAUAUCGAGCUGCCAACAGACAGUCUCCGACUAAAGAACCACGGGAUAGACCCAUUAACUUGGGAAAUCUCUUGAGUCAAUCGUUGAGCGUAUCGCAAAACUUUAAAUCAACAUCAUUCAAUGCCACGGAAAAAGUUUGAAGACUUGGUUUGUCGUAGUCGCGAUCGCUCUUACAGGCAAACUCUGAACAACCGAUUUGGGCAACCAUUAGGUUGAUUGAUGGAUUGAUGGACUUAUUAUAUAUAUACCAAGAUACCCAACCCACGACGCCUGGCCUACGGUGAGGGGUGAUUAAUAUUUAGGCUUAUCUUUAUCAUUCGUAUUUCAAGUGUAAACAUGUAUCUCAAUUGAGAGAAUCGGAAGAGGAAAGACUUGUCUUUCAAAGGUUUAACCUCUUCAUUCUUACGCAAACAUCAAGCAUAUUGAUGGCUCAAAAUUUGAGUCUUGUAAGAUCUUUGGCAACAAUCCUAUCAUUGACUGCAUGUCCAUUUUUGUAAGGCUAUUCUUACUGACUUUCAUUUAGAAGGUUCCAUGUUCUAUAUUUGAAAUAAAUUACAAAUGAUAAGUUGAUAGAUGG
Messenger RNA from Melampsora larici-populina 98AG31, 1495 nucleotides. RefSeq lists its product as uncharacterized. The record is from RefSeq and is a predicted model, not a curated record. Lineage: Eukaryota; Fungi; Basidiomycota; Pucciniomycetes; Pucciniales; Melampsoraceae. The coding region runs from base 162 to 1058 and encodes 298 amino acids. The transcript has 10 exons.